Molecule: messenger RNA, 2516 nt
Organism: Telopea speciosissima
Lineage: Eukaryota; Viridiplantae; Streptophyta; Magnoliopsida; Proteales; Proteaceae
Product: flowering time control protein FCA-like
Exons: 19
Coding region: 103-2277 (724 amino acids)
Cellular component (GO): nucleus; ribonucleoprotein complex; cytoplasm
Molecular function (GO): mRNA binding; protein binding
Source: RefSeq, a predicted model, not a curated record
AUCAUCUUGGUUCGGAACUCAGUCUCCAAAGCUUUAUAGACAGAGGAGAACGAUUUGGUAAUAACUAAUAACCCAGUUUCUCACCAUCACUGGCAUUUGAGAAUGCCUUCUCGGUCGUCUGGUAAUCCUAUGAAUUCUCACCACAGAAACCCCAGUUACAGGGGUGGUUUCUCUGGGGGAGGCCACCCUCAUCAUCCCCACCAGUCUUACAACGGUCCCCCGAAUUAUCCACCUAGCGGUGGCGGAUUCCGGUCCAUUGGCGGCGGCGUGGGCGGCUUUGGUUCGAUGUCUCACGCUGGGCAGAAACGUGGGUUUCAUUCUACUGGUCGAGGAGGCUCUCCAGAUAAUACUGAUGCUGGUGGUUAUGCUAAACUUUAUGUUGGAGCUGUUCCAAGGACAGCUACUGAAGAAGAUAUUCGCCCCCUAUUUGAGAAGUAUGGGAAUGUCAUUGAGGUUGCUUUGAUCAAGGACAGGAGAACGGGACAACAACAUGGAUGUUGUUUCAUAAAAUAUGCAACUUCAGAGGAAGCUGACAGGGCCAUUAGAGCUUUGCACAAUCAAUAUACUCUGCCUGGGGGAAUUGGUCCAAUUCAAGUUAAAUAUGCUGAUGGUGAACGGGAACGUCUUGGUGCAGCUGAGUACAAGUUGUUUGUUGGUUCUCUGAACAGACAAGCUACAGAAAAGGAAAUUGAGGAGAUCUUUUCACCGUAUGGUUGUGUGGAAGAUAUCUACAUUAUGCGUGAUGAAAAGAAACAAAGUCGAGGAUGUGGAUUCGUUAAAUUUUCUCAUAGAGACAUGGCAGCAGCUGCUAUGAAUGGUCUCAAUGGAAUCUAUGUCAUGAGAGGUUGCAAUCAGCCAUUAAUUGUUCGUUUUGCUGACCCAAAGAGGCCUAGGGCUGGAGAAUCAAGGAGUGGUCCAACAUUUGGAGGUACUGGUUUUGGCCCCCGGUCUCAGGGACCCUUGGGAGUUAGGCCUGAACCCAAUCAUGUUGAACCAAUGGGGGGCAAUAUUCCUCCCGAUGCUUGGCAGCCAAUGAGUCCACGGAACUUGGGACCAUCUCAAAAUAAUCCUCAGGGUUUUGGGAGUCCAAUGGUUGCUAUGGGUAGAGUUAUGGCAAUGCCUUCAUCCACGGCUGGACCUUUGGGAACCAGUGGUGGUCCUGCAAAUGAUUCUCUUCCAGGUCUCUCAGUUCGACCCCCUUCAACUUCCCAACAGAGUUUUAACCCACCUGUGUCACAAGUCCAAUCUGUUGGUCAGCAAGUAUCAUCGUUACAGAAGCCACUUCAGUCACCCCAUCAUUUGCCGUCCUCACUUCCCCCUCAACAAAUCCCUGCACACACUUCCUUUCAAUCAAUUCAACCACGUGGUCAGGUGCAACAGUGUACGAGUGGUCAGCUGCCUCAAGUUCAGGGCAACACCUCCUCUGCUGCACCACAGCAAAUGCCUACAGUACAAACACAAGCUGUGUCUGCUGCUGCAAACCAACAAUUUCCAUCUGCCCCAACUGUACCGCAACAGAUGAUUCAACCUCAACAGCAGGCAUCAACUCAUUUAGGUCAGAUGUUGUCUCAACAAACUCAAGUGCUAUACACGAAUUUUCAGUCAUCACAGCCAGCAUUCUCUCAGCUGCAACAGCCGUUGCAUGUGAUGCAACCUUCUAGUCAAAAUUUGACUCAGCAGCAAGCUUCCCAGGCUACUAAACAACAGCCUUUAUGGACUGGAAUCAUGCCACAGAUGGCUGCCGGUGCUCCUGCAACUGCAUCAGAUGCAGUUGUGCCAUCAACUACAUCUAGUUCUCCUUUGGUUCCUGCAAGUACGCAGGCAGCAGCUCUACUGACUUGUAACUGGACAGAGCAUCCCUCACCUGAAGGAUACAUGUACUAUUAUAACAGUGUAACUGGUGAAAGCAGGUGGGAGAAGCCAGAAGAGUUCAUCUCGUUCGAGCAACAACAGAAACUGAAACAGCAACAUACGUCUUCUCUUCAAAAGCUUCAUUCUCACCCACAAGUUCAGGCACAUCCGCAGGUUCUUUCUGUACAAGUUGCACAAACACCGCAGAUGCAACACCAAACACAGCUCCUGCAUCAGCAGCAGUUACAGCAACCUUCUUUGUCUUCAUCGGCUCUUCAUGGUAUGACCGGUCAACAGAGUGUUCAGGGACCGGUUUAUACCCAAUUGCAGGCAGCACCCAGUUCAGUUAUUGAUCCUGCUCACUUCCAACAGGGGUUUCAGGUGGCUCAGGAUUGGAUGUGGAACAACAAGCCUGCAGGAACAUAAAAGUGGGAGGGUGAGAAUGUGAGAUUAAGGAUACAUACUGGCUGACAAGUACGGCCCAAAUUGCCAAUGGAGCAGCCCUGCAGUAUCAGGCUCAGUUUGUGAUUCGAAGCCUGAAAGGGUAUAUAUCUUUGUGACAUGAAUGAUAUACUUUUCUCGAGUAUUUGUGAGGAAAAUAUUAUUUUUUGUUUACUGUAGUCUUUAUACAUAGGUUUUAGCAUCUCGCACAUUCAUACUUUUAG